Protopterus annectens (West African lungfish) is the source of this 1314-nucleotide messenger RNA. Its product is annotated as AF4/FMR2 family member 1-like. The transcript has 5 exons. Gene Ontology annotation, cellular component: super elongation complex. The record is from RefSeq and is a predicted model, not a curated record. Gene Ontology annotation, biological process: regulation of gene expression. Lineage: Eukaryota; Metazoa; Chordata; Ceratodontiformes; Protopteridae. Bases 259 to 1314 code for a protein of 351 amino acids.
UGGAACCUGUAUCUUCCAGAACGUGAGGCGAGGAACCAGUGGGUGGGGCGCGAGAUCGGGAUUUUCUCUGGAGAAAAUUGCAGUUUUUGGUUUUGUAAUUAUUAAAGUUAGCAGUUGUUUUUACCAACGGACAAGGAAGGGUAAAAUAACGUGGGACGAAUGCUGGUUUAUUGUUGGAAAAUGCAAGCAAAGAGAGGAUGUAAUGCAAGAAUGAAGAUGGUUUUACAACGGUGAACUGAUUUGGUCACUGAUCUCAGGAUGGCAAACACAGAAAUAUCAAACUGCGGGGAAGACAGAAAUCUUCUUCGCAUCCGAGAGCAAGAAAGACGCAAUCAAGAGAUCCGUCAAGAGAAGGAAUCUUUCCUGGAUAGCCUUCCUCUCUUUGGAGAACCUUACAAGACUACUGGGGAUGAACUUUCAAGUCGGAUUCAGAGUAUGCUGGGAAACUAUGAGGAGGUGAAGGAUUAUAUAAGCCACAAGUCUCAUCAAGAUUUUGUAGGAAUACCAAAAAAUGCUGCUCCUUUGACACAUCUUGGGAAAGCUGACCACCCACACUUUGCUGACAAGUCAAGCAGUAUGAUGCAAAAGUCUUGGCACACUGCUUCUAAUAAGCACAUGGGUGCUCCAGUUUCCAUGCCUUCACAGGUUAUCUUAUCUGGUCAGUUUCAUAAACCACAGUACGUUACUGAGCAGCCUUCGAACAUGCAGUCGACUAAAAUUUUCAUUUCUCACAACCAAAGACCUUUAGAUAACCACCACAGUAAGAAUGAAAAUUACAGCAGCCAUCAUCCAGAGAGAAAUGAUGGGCAUGGUCAUGUUGGCACUUGUGAUAAACUAAGUUCUCCCCAUUGUCACCCUUCACCAUUUCCAUCUUUGUCUCCUCCCGUAGAACCAUUGUCACCUUUACAGUCUAACCAGCACAGUGAUAUCAAGUCUCAAAACAGUAGUAAUCAUGAGAGAGCUGCAAGUCAGACCAGGCCUUCCCAUAUUACAGAUGUACUUGUAUGUAAACCAAAUCGUGAGUCUUCAGGCUGUCUUCCAGGUUUAACUUUGUCCAAUCAGUCUUCAACUCAGACAUUUCCAUCAUCAUUGCCAUCUAAAAACAGCAAAGUACAGCAGAAACCAACGGCCUAUGUCAGGCCAAUGGAUGGCCAGGAUCAGAUGCCAAGCAAUUCUCCUGAACUAAAGCCCACUCCAGAGCACUAUACUGAAGACAGUUAUGAAAAUGCAUCUGAUGUAAAAGCAAUUACCAGACCAUCCAAACUGAAAGCUGCCUCUAAGUUCAUUCAGGACUAUGGCACCCAGGGGUCCUAA